CUGGCCUCCUCAUUUUGCUGUGCUUACCUGUAUUCUAGUGAGCUCUUCCCAACUGUAAUCAGACAGAGUGGAAUGGGGAUUGUUGCGGUGAAAGCCCGCAUGGGCUCCAUGGUUGCUCCAUUGGUUUUGAUGUUAUCAGAGAUUUCUCCUAUCUUUCCUUCAGCAACAUAUGGAGUGGCAGCAAUAAUAUCCGGGAUUGUAGCUGUGUUUUUGAAUGAAACUUGUAAUCUGCAGUUGCCAGAUACAAUAGAAGAGGUUGAAGCCAGAUCUAAAGGUAAAGAUAUACACAGGAUCAUCCCAAAAGAGGAAGUCCCCCUUACAGAGAGUCAACCUCAAGCUCAUCCUUCAAAAAGACUCUUAGUGGAAACGGUGUAA
Molecule: messenger RNA, 375 nt
Organism: Staurois parvus
Lineage: Eukaryota; Metazoa; Chordata; Amphibia; Anura; Ranidae
Source: the annotation of a GenBank genome assembly